GCCGGAACUAGGCUACCAACAAGGGACAGGGAAAGAAGCAGCCUCAGAUCACUACAGGAAGUCCCGCCUUCUUAUACUCCGGUUGGCCAAUCAACCAGCAGAAAGUUUUGGAGUGGUGUAGUGCUUUAAAUCUCCUAGGCCCCGCUUAAGGGGUCGUAUUCGAAAAGCGGGUUAGUUGGUGGAAGCUGUCGGUACUGGCGGCAGAAGAAAGUUAGCUGAGUGUUGUGGGAGGAAUCGUGAGCAUGGGCACCGCUGAGGAAAAAGCUGCCAAUGAUCUUCUGGCAAAAUGUAACAUAGACCUGCGUGUUAAUAACCUCUCUGAUUGUGGUGCUAAAAUGUUUGUUCAUCUUUAUGAGUCAAUAUUAGGGGAGAAGGUUCCAGAUUUCAUAGCCAUGCCUUGCUGCCAAGAAGAUGAUGCACAUAAUGUGCAGGCAGUAAUAGAUUCUUUGGCACUGGACUACUUGCAAGUCAGCUUAUCGCAUAUAACUGGGGAGAACAUUGUGAAAGGAGAUAAAGAGUCUAUUAAAAAUCUCUUGGAGAUAUUUGAUGGCUUGCUUGAGUACCUGACAGAAGAGCUUAGUGAGACUGCUUCUCACAAUGGUGGUGGUCCUAACCAGAUGGCUACAGGUGAAGUUCAAGGCACUUCUUUGGAGGACAAACAAGCAACAGUGUCCUCCCUGAAGCCACCAUCAGCUAUGGGGUCCCCUCAGUCAUCAGAGAUUGUUGCUCCACUGUGGGAGGUAGAUGGUUCGGAAUCGACAAGUGAGCUAAUUAAGCUUGGUGACACAGCUUAUUUGUUUUCUCUAAGACAUGAAGAGCUGCCAGCAGAAGGAGAAAUCUCAAAGACUAUUGCAGAACCCAAAGAGCGUGCCCCUUCUAAAGAACCAUCUAGUAUACUUUUCCGUGGCAGAAGUGUUCUUGUUGCAGAAGGAGCAGCAAAAUUUACUGCACUGCCCAGAGAUGAAUUGAGUUCCAGUGCUAAAAAGCUUGGGGAACCGAUACGCCCAGCUAUUCCUUUGCAGCCACCGUAUCAGCCUUCAAUAUCCAGGCCCUUUCACCUAAAUGAAAAGAGCAAUGGAGGUUCAGGCAGAUAUUCCCCACCAUUCAAGGACACGCCCUCUAAACCUCAAAAACUUGCAUCCUCUGACCUGGCAGACUGUGUAGAGCAAAAGUCUCAAACCCUUUCAGGUGGCAUCCUUUCUCUAUCAAGGAUCACUUAUGAUCUGCCAAAUGCAGAGGAUGAACCAGAGUCAGAAGCUGAUGAGCUGGUGCCAGACGUUGGCCUGGAUGAUAUAGAGAAGGAAACUGAUGAGAAUGUUCAGUAUAAACCAGUACCCAGCUCCGAGGAGGACAGGUUACCAAGAUACAAAUCGACACAAAGUACGAGGCCAAAACAAAGGAAUCUGCUUAAUAGGAAAAGCCAGCUUGAAACUUCCAUCGCAGACUCCCUUGCAGAAGAAUCUCUUUCCCGAAGAAGGAUGAGAGAGCAGCUGUCUAAACUAGAGCUGCACAACAUGUCGGAGAAACUCUCUCGCAGGCUGAAUGAGCUUGAUGCAAUGUUAAAACACGCUUUGGGUGAAAGAAGCAGGGAGGAGUUGUCAGUGGAGGAAGACCACCUUUCUCAGCACAGCGACAGUGUCAUGGAUUACCGCCAGAUGAAGCCAGAACUAGCUGCUUCACAUCCAAGAAGACCACCCAGCAGGCGACGGUCGCUUUCUGCUUCCCCACCUCCACCCACCCGGCAGCGAUCAUACGAGGUGGGCAGGGCACUUGGGAAAGAUGUACAAGGGCCAGCAGGGAUAAUGCGUGAUCACUUGCAAAGGGAAGAGGAGCAGCGGAAGUUAAGAGCAAAGCUGUUGACUAGAGCCUAUGAUGAUGAACUAAGAGCUUAUGAGGCUUGUGAGAGAGUCGAACUUACGAAGCUAAGAGCAAAGGCCAAAGAAAUGGAACAAAAGUACAAGGAGAACUUGUUUAAACAACCGCCUCGAGAGCCCCGGCCAGCCAAGAUUGAUUCUAGAAAGCACGUCCCUCGGAAUCGCAAGCCCAGCCAGUGGAUUCCUAGCAGAGGGUUUGCCAAGCCAAAGAAAGCCGCUCCGAUGAAGGUCAAGGAAAAUGACCUCCUGCCUCUGCUACUGGAGGAUUUCCCCCACCUGCACAUUUCCCACCCAACUAUGAACAAGAUGUGGCAGAAGCAGCUUGCGCAGAUCGAACAACUGAAGUCUCCCAGCAAGAGAAGCCAGCUGAAACUCCAAAGCGAAGUGGUAGAAGCACUGAAGAAGCAUGAUCUCCUUGUUGAAAUCAUUAAGAAAGAGCAGGCUCAUAACAGGAGACUGCAAGAGUUUAGGCAACGUAUUAUUCAGCAGAAAUGUACUCAGAAUAAGAUGAGAGACAGACGCCAGCAAGUUGUCAGAGCCAAAAAGUACUAUCAAGAUUACAGAGUUCAGCUGCGGGCCAAGAUGAUGAGGGCAAGGACACGUGAGGAGCGGAUAUUUAAAAACCUGUUUGAAGAAGGCUUAGAAAUUCAGAAGCAAAGACUGCAUGAACUAAAAGUAUAUACCAAGGAUAAGCGUGCUGAGCAAAGGAGACAACAUCAAAUUGAACUGGAAUCCAUGGAGAACUACUAUAAGGAUCAGUUUUCAAUGCUGGCAGAAACUGUUUCAGAAGAACGCCAGGAAAUCCAAGCCAGAGAACAAGCACAUACAAGAAUGUUAAGCAAAGUGAAACGUGAGCUGAAAUCAAAAAUGGAGAAAGAGAUUAAAGAGUUGCAGGACAUGAUCACACGAGAUGAUGAUGAUUCAUUCUUCCGAGAACUGGAAGCUGAUCACCUGAAAGCCAGACUUCAGAUGGCAUCCUUUCAGUACAGCAAAAACUACCACUUCCUUUAAGACUUGGGGUAUCUGUCAAAUAUUCAUGUGACUUAUUUCUGGCAAAGAUACCAAGAUGGUACAAUACCAACAUUGCCAGAACAAAGAAUGAAGCUGAUAGCUUGCUUCAACGACCAAAAUCUAACCUUAAUCUUGUUUACAGUGUCAAGAGUCAUAAGAAUAUUGCACAAUAUUUUCCAGAAGGUCAGAUUUUUAAAAGACUUUUUCCCAAUAAAGAUGAGUUUCACAACAUCAGAA
Messenger RNA from Hemicordylus capensis (graceful crag lizard), 3122 nucleotides. RefSeq names its product centrosomal protein 95 (gene CEP95). Bases 243 to 2885 code for a protein of 880 amino acids. Gene Ontology annotation, cellular component: spindle pole; centrosome. NCBI's taxonomy places the organism in Eukaryota, Metazoa, Chordata, Lepidosauria, Squamata, Cordylidae. The record is from RefSeq and is a predicted model, not a curated record. The transcript is spliced from 22 exons.